GGCUGGAGUAUUUGCGUCACUACGCUACAUCGCGCGCACUCCAGCCCACCAUCUGGAGCUCGUGCGUGGAUGAUAAGGUGGUCUCACUCAAUCUAAAGUGCACCGCUGUCCGUGGCUCUGUGACCGGGAAACGGUGGAAACGACACGGACAUUUCGUGUGACUUGCCAUGACUGCUGAUGCAGACCGGGAUUCAGCAGGCAGGCAGAGUCACAUUCAUAACCAGCAGCUCCAGCCGUCCCGAGAUCAUCGUCCAUCAAGUAUUGCACGAGCAAUAGGUGGAGACGCAAGUUGGGCCACACGGGCACAGCUCUAGAGUGGUGAAGUGGACCGGAUAUCCCAGAAGUCUUUAAGCAAGCGUUCCUGGAUCACACCAGUUAAACACCAUGGAGUGCAAAAUCACGCUGUUGGAUGGCACUGACUACACCUGCACUGUGGAGAAGAAAGCCAAAGGCCAGGUCCUGUUUGAUAAAGUAUGUGACCACCUCAACCUUAUGGAGAAGGACUACUUUGGGCUCACGUACCGUGACGCAGAACAUCAGAAGAACUGGCUGGACCCUUUGAAAGAACUGAAGAAACAAAUUAGAACUGGUCCCUGGAACUUUGGGUUUAAUGUGAAGUUUUAUCCUCCUGAUCCAUCUCAUCUGAGUGAAGAUAUCACCCGGUUCUACCUUUGCCUUCAGCUGAGAGAUGAUGUCGUGUCAGGCCGUUUGCCAUGCUCCUUUGCCACUCACACUCUCCUGGGUUCAUACAUCGCCCAGUCUGAGCUGGGAGACUACGACCCUGUUGAGCUGGGCAGUGAUUACCUCAGCGACCUCCGCUUUGCUCCCAACCAGACCAAAGAGUUGGAGGAAAAGGUCAUUGACCUUCAUCGCAGCCACAAAGGAAUGACUCCAGCUGAGGCAGAGAUGCAUUUUCUGGAAAAUGCCAAGAAGCUUUCCAUGUAUGGAGUAGAUCUGCAUCAUGCUAAGGAUUCGGAGGGAGUGGAGAUUAUGUUAGGAGUGUGUAGCAGCGGCCUUCUUGUUUACAGAGACCGACUGCGCAUAAAUCGAUUUGCCUGGCCCAAAAUCCUCAAGAUAUCCUACAAGCGAAACAGCUUUUAUGUCAAGAUACGCCCUGGAGAGUUCGAGCAGUUUGAGAGCACCAUUGGUUUUAAACUUCCAAAUCACAAAGCAGCAAAGAGAUUGUGGAAAGUGUGCGUAGAACAUCACACGUUUUUCAGAUUGGUGGCUCCCGAACCUCCUGCCAAGAAAUUCCUGUCACUGGGCUCCAAGUUCCGCUACAGUGGUAGAACGCAAACACAGGCCCGACGUGCCAGCCAGCAGAUCUCUCGGUCUGCACCCCAGUUUCAACGCUCCUCCAGCAAACGGCUCACCACCACUCGCAGUCUAGAUAUAGCACCAGCCAUGGCCAACAAUGACAAUUUGAUGGAAGACUCUAAACCAGCCUUUGCCACAGGGACCCUCAUCACCACGGUAACGCCAGAGAAAAAGGCGGAGGAAGAAAACGCAGUUGAAGAUGAAAGCACUCCUGCUUCAGAGGCAUCUGAGGAAGCCCCUCCUGCUCCUGUUUCCAAGUGCUCUCCUCUUGCCUCUGAACACACCCUCCUUUCCUCACCACUCUCCUCCACUAAAAUGCGGAGGAGGAAACGCAGACGGAGCAGUUCUGAGCACGCAGCCUCAGGAAGCCCAGCGAAGGGCAAGCAGAUUUCAGACCAGAACCGGCCCAAAGGGGGAACGCUUUUCUCCUUCUCCCUGCACCUCCCAGACCUGUCGUCUCUCCUGGACGAAGAUGGCUACCUGAGUUUCCCUGACCUGUCCGAGAUGAACUUCCUGCCUGAGACCUUCCAACACUUCCUGCCCAUCAAAUCACCAUCUCUCGUGCCCUGCUUCCUUUUCAUCUUCUUCUUUCUGUUGUCUACCUCUUUCUCUGUACCGUAUGCACUUACGCUCUCUUUCCCGCUGGCACUGUGCCUCUGCUAUCUGGAGCCCAAGACCGCGUCACUCACCACCUCCUUUACCAACAGCUUUCAGGACAGUUCAGAUGACGAGACAGACAGCGAGCAAACCGACGAGACAACAGCGACCGAGUCUGAGCCAGAGGAUGAAUCAGAACUGAUGACCCAGACUGCAGAAGAUGCCAAAUCUCAACCUCCUCAUGACAUUUCGGAAGAAAAACCAGAGCCUGCGGAGGCUAACUCUGCUGAGAGCUCAGAAGACCAACAGGACAAUACGGAGGUAGAGCAAGAGGAAGCAGAAGUUAUGAAGUCAGAGGUGUCCGAGAAGCCGGUGCAACCGGUGACCACUGAGGUGCCCAUUGUUCAUACUGAAACCAAAACCAUCACAUACGAGUCUGCUGAGGUGGAUGCAAAUGGUGACACAGAACCUGGAGUUCUGAUGAGCGCUCAGACCAUCACCUCUGAGAACAACAGCACCACGACCACCACGCAAAUAACAAAGACGGUGAAGGGAGGCAUCUCAGAGACACGGAUCGAGAAGAGAAUCGUCAUCUCUGGGGACGCCAACAUCGAUCAUGACCAGGCUCUGGCUCAGGCCAUAAAAGAGAUCAAAGAGCAGCAUCCAGACAUGUCUGUCACCAAAGUAGUGGUUCAUAAAGAGACGGAGAUCUCGCCUAGCGAAGGUGACCAGUGAUGCAGGAGUAAACACCAGUUUGACUGAGGACAGUGCCAUUUUUUUCCCCACUCCUUGGACCUGUGGACUCGCAGCUUCUGUGACCUUUGAUCUCGGAUCCAGACAGCUUAGUGGAUGUGCUGGGACAGUGGAGAAGCGAUGAUUCACACACACACACACACACACACACACACACACAAAGUCAGCCCUACACUCCAACAUUUCCAAAAGCUCAGCUUUUUAUUGGAAUGAUCAUUUUACUGUUAACAGCAAUAAUCCCAGGACGCCAUGGACAAACGAAAGCUCCAGAAUGGGGGAGAAUAUCCUCAAAAAACAUUUGUGCAACUGCCUUAAAAACGAUUGUUUUAAUUUAUGCACCUUCAUUUUAUUUAUAGCUGACACUUAAAUCAUCGUGCCAACGACAGAGCUAUAAAUCCAUACUCCAGUGUUCCAAGGAGAUAUCGCAUUAGAGCCAGGUUUGCUGACACAAACUAAAUUUCUUCCAAGUGUCUAAAAUGUUUUUACUGAAUUCUGACUGGCAGAUCAGAUUAGCAUGGAGACUUGGAUUUAUGUGUACAUGGAGAAACCAGCUCACAGGCCAGGACUUAAAGGUAUUGGGUUAAAGUUAAGUCUUGUAUAUACAUUAUAUAAGCUUAUUAUCUACAAUAACAUGAAUUCUCUGUAGUACAUUGUUUGUUCAUUAAAAAUGAUUUUAGCAUUACAAGUCCUAAAAACUAUACCACUAUAAAAAGGGCUGCUUUUGGUUUACUUGGAAACUCAUUAAAUCUGAUCUUUGACCUUUUUUUAUCUCACUGUUGCUCUGGAGAAGUUACAAAUGGUAUGUCUUCAAAUUUUAAAUAUGGGGUAGGAAAGACCUAUGGGGCUUUUUUUUAUAAAAAUGUUGAUCCCAGCAGAGUUAUUUCAUGCUCCUCUGGUGACCUGAACCUGAGUUCCUCAGAAUCCUCUCGCCAUUUUCUCCAUUCUAAACACAACAAAAAUUUAAAACCAUUUGGAUGUGAUUUUAUUUUGGUUUAAUUUUUUUAAUUAAAUAUUAUUAAAAUCAACUGUUUCCAUUCCGUUUAUUUAGCCACAUUAGUUACCCAAAUUAAAAUAGACCGUUUUAUACAAUGAUGGUUCCCAAAAUGUUCGACAAAACUGUUUGGCACAGAAAUAUGUGCUUGUGCUUUUAAUCUCAUUAAACACAGACAAAUUGUGAACAGAAAAACUGGAAUCACCCCCAAGCCCAAAGAGGAGUUUCCCUGGAAAAACAGCCCUACAAAGCCCGCAUUCACAUUUUGGUGAAAUUACUUCAGGAUAUAAUGACGACAGAGCAUGCUGUGAAAAUAAUCAGUAGCAGGGUGUUUUAUUCCUUUUAUACCACAGCAAUCUGCUAAUAAUUAUCAUUCAUUCCUUAAUAAACACACAUUCUACCUGA
Messenger RNA from Hemibagrus wyckioides, 4063 nucleotides. It is a transcript of the gene epb41l3b, whose product is annotated as erythrocyte membrane protein band 4.1-like 3b. Gene Ontology annotation, cellular component: cytoskeleton; plasma membrane. Bases 385 to 2649 code for a protein of 754 amino acids. Lineage: Eukaryota; Metazoa; Chordata; Actinopteri; Siluriformes; Bagridae. The transcript is spliced from 22 exons. The record is from RefSeq and is a predicted model, not a curated record. Gene Ontology annotation, molecular function: actin binding; structural molecule activity.